GGUGGGCGUUUUUGUGAUCAAGCGAGAAUAGACUGAGAAUACGAUCAAAAAUAUAAGUUAUUUUGUUUUGUUUUUUUCAUCCCAGCGUCUUUUCUUUCGCUCCUGCAGGCUCAGCUUGCACAGCAGGUGAAAUCAUGGAUGAUUUGCUUAAGAAAAUAAGACGCAAGGAUGAAGCAGCAGCCUCUGAACUAGAAAAGGCAGGUUUGAGAGCUGACUCAGAUCUCCGGUCACUGACUUUACAAGAGCUGGGUGAGCUGUUGCCUGGAGCUGAAAAUUUCAAACUGAGAAGGGAAAUCUUUGAUAUAAUGCAGACGCAGAAACCAAUUGAUGCGCUCAUAAAAGAAUUCAAGAACUUCAUCCCACAUGAAUCUCUCAGCGCUGCCGUAACUGAAAAUGGAAUCUUGGUCAACUACCUGAAAAUGUUGAAGGAAAUGAAGAACCAAAUGCAAACGGUGCAAGAUUUCCUUGAUGCUCAUAUCCGUCUAGUGGAGGACUUAAGGAAAUCUCAACCAUUGCAGGACCAGGACAAAGAUACAAGUACCAGUGGUUCAAUGCUGCCCCCACCCUCUCCUACCUCCACUGGUGACCAUCCACAGAAAAGAAAAGGUGAAAUCAUGGAUGUUUUGCUUAAGAAAAUAAGAAGCAAGGAUGGAAAAGCAGCCUCUGUACUGGAACAGGCAGGUUUGAGAGCUGACUCAGAUCUCCAGUUACUGACUUUACAAGAGCUGGGUGAGCUGUUCCCUGGAGUUGAAAAUUUCAAACAGAGAAGGGAAAUCUUUGCUAUAAUACAGACGCAGAAACCAAUGGAUGUGCUCAUAGAAGAAUUCAAGGACUUCAUCCCAUAUGCAUCUCUCAGGGCUGCCUUAACGGAAAAUGGAGUCUUGGUCAACUACCUGAAAAUGUUGAAGGAAAUGAAGAUCCAAGUGAAUAAAGUGCAAGAUUUCCUUGAUGCUCAUAUCAAUCUACUGGAAGACUUAAGGAAAUCUCAACCAUCGCAGGACCAGGAGAAAGAUAGGACGCCUUCUGCCCUCUCUGUCACUUCCACUCAUGGCCAGACAAAGAAAAGACAAGUGACGUACAAGAUGGUCGUCAGCGGAGUAACCUUUGAUGCCGAUAAGCAGCUACUGGACAGAUUAACGACUUCAAGCGGGGAUAAAGUUUUGAAUUUGCUCAGUCGGGACGAUGGUGAGGUCAUCAUUGUCUUCUGUCCUGUUGUUUCACGUAUGGGGACAGAUGUUGAGGCAGCCAUGGCCCAAGACACAGGUGAUAAACCUGUCAUACUGGUUGUGAUGCAUCACGCAUAUGAAGCCAAACCUGUACGCUCAGUGAAAACAUGGAAGGAUUCUUGGAAGGUCGUUUUGUGUGUUCAUGUUUUCUACCAUGAGACGGUCCCUGGAUUGCUGCCAUGUCAGGAAAAUAAUGAUGCCAUCUUUAAGAUACAAACAGAAUUACUGAAAUACGGUGUUGACAUAACUGAAAGUACAAGUGGAGAUACUCAGAGUUGGUUCAGAUCGCCAUAUUCCUGGUUUCAAAAUUCAACAAAAAAAAAAUAAACAAUGAAAGUAUAAUGCCUGCAACUACAAGUAAAAGAAACUAUAAUAGCUUGUGUCAGCUUCAGCUUUAAAUAGAAGAAACAGUAAAAAACAAGUACAGUUUAUCUUGAUUUGUCUCCAUCUGUACUGUCUGUGUGUUUAUCAUCAGUUCAAAUCUAAAAGAGUUAAUGUCAUGUGAAAACAAGACAUGACAUAUUACCGUAGUUUUUGUGUGGUUGUACACCAGUCAGGACUUUAUCUAAUACAACUGAAAAAAACAAAAACCACAAAUGAGCAUUUUAUGGUGCGUGGGAAUCUUUUUUUUUAUUUUUUAAAAAAGGUCUGGUGAUUAGUAUUUUUAGUAUUUCUUUAGAUAUGUACAUGUUCAUGUCUUUCCCACAGUUCAGAAGAGCAAAUAAAGUCAGGGUUUAAAAUGCUGAUAUACUGUGUGUAUACAACUUUAUUGUGCUAUUGUUUUAUCUUUUUUUUAAUUUAUAUUGGGAAGUACUUAACACGUCAAAACACCAGUGUAAUGAUAAUCCCCUACAGUCUAUUUUGAGGAACAGCACUGGUUCAGCUAAUAUUUCUGUCUUUAGUUUCUAUAUUCUGUACAAAAACACCUGAAAUUAGAUUAAGACUGUAGUGCAAAGCCCACACUUGACAAGCAUUCAUAAACUAUAUUUAUGUCAAAAAUAGAUACAAACAUUUUAAAAAGAUCAUAGAUGGAAAUGGAAAAGAUUUUAUAAAUAGAAAACCAAAUGAUACAUAAGUGAUCAUAAUAUCUGUGCUUUUUUAGCUCUAUGUUUCCCCCAAAGGCCAAUAUAUCAUAACAAAGCAGAAUAAUUUAAAUGUUCUCAUUAACCUAUUCUUUUAUCUAAUGCUUUAAAGGCUCAC
This is a messenger RNA of Pelmatolapia mariae (spotted tilapia), 2426 nucleotides long. RefSeq lists its product as uncharacterized. NCBI's taxonomy places the organism in Eukaryota, Metazoa, Chordata, Actinopteri, Cichliformes, Cichlidae. The record is from RefSeq and is a predicted model, not a curated record. The transcript is spliced from 13 exons. The coding region runs from base 135 to 1553 and encodes 472 amino acids.